Bipolaris victoriae FI3 is the source of this 1248-nucleotide messenger RNA. RefSeq lists its product as hypothetical. Bases 1 to 1248 code for a protein of 415 amino acids. Lineage: Eukaryota; Fungi; Ascomycota; Dothideomycetes; Pleosporales; Pleosporaceae. The transcript has 5 exons. The record is from RefSeq and is a predicted model, not a curated record. Gene Ontology annotation, molecular function: oxidoreductase activity, acting on paired donors, with incorporation or reduction of molecular oxygen; monooxygenase activity; iron ion binding.
AUGGCGAUACUUCAACCUGUUGAGAUGUUGAGUAUGCCUAAAUGGUUGCUAGCCGCCUGUCUUGUGAGUGUGCGUAUUUCACCAGAUAUGGUGUCAUUCACUGCAGCUGAAGCGUGGACUGACGUCUAUGGAUAUGGACCAAACCGAAACUUUGCAAAGUGGGGCAUGACUCGCAGCCACAAGACUGUCGACCAUCUCUUAUUAGCCAACAACGCAGACCAUUCACGGCAACGAAGAACUGUCAACCAUGCAUUCAGCGAUAAGGCAAUGCGAGCUCAAGAGGGCCUUGUGAUGCGCUACAUCGAUCAGUUGACAAGUGCACUUGCGGCAAAUUCUAUGAGUGACAUCAAUAUCAAGAAUUGGCUGGAGUAUACUGCAUUCGAUAUCAUCGGGGAUUUGGCAUUUGGUGAGCCUUUCGGAUGUUUGUCAAACGGAGGAUACCACCCUUGGGUUGGACUACUGUUUCCCUUCAUCAAAGCGCUUUUGUUCUUUGGAGCGCCCAGGUUGUUCCAACCUUUCACGAUAUUCAUCAUUGCUCUUUUUACAAAGAAGAACAUCAAGGCGUGUAUGCAGCAUAUCAAGCUUAGCACUGAGAAAGUCCACAAGCGCCUGGCGGCUGGCGAGCAACCGCAUCGAUCUGACUUUUGGACAUAUAUCCUGCGAAACAAUGAUGAAAAAGGCAUGAGUGUCGAGGAGAUGGAAUCGAACGCAAGUCUUUUCAUGAUUGGUGGAAGCGAGACUAUUGCGACGGCGCUGUACUCGAUGCAGAAACUACGCACAGAGAUUACAGCCGCCUUCACUAAGCAGGAAGAUAUCAACAUGAUAAGUGUAGGUGGGUUGAAGAUGCUACAAGCUAUCAUCAAUGAGGGCAUGCGCAUCUACCCGCCUGUUCCAACCGGACAUGCUGUACCAGAAAAUACGAUUGUCAAUGUCCCUCAACACCCAGCCUACCACCUCCCCAGCAACUUCCCACAUCCUGGAAAGUUCGCACAAGAAUGUUGGCUUCCCAAUGCACCAUGGGAAUACUCAAGAGAUAGGAAAGAUGUGUUUCAGCUAUUUAGUACAGGGCCACGCAAUUAUGUUGGCAAGAAUCUUGCGAUGGCGGAGACGAAACUCAUUUUGGCUCGUCUAGUAUGGCAGUUUGAGUGGCAACUCGCUAAUGACAAUUUCAACAUCGACAUGCAGCGAGUUUUUAUCAUGCGAGAGAAACCAGAUCUAAACCUCCGUAUGAAACUUAGGGACGUAUGA